GGCUAUUUCCCCUCUUUAUAAGGGAAACAGUAUCAUAUUUGUGGCUUAGAACACUUGAAUUUUCUCCAAGUUUUCCAGUAUGGUAAUCACAAGCCCAAGUGAAUUAGAGUUAGAGGGAAGUACCAAUUCCAAAUAUGAUAGACUAGCUGAAGUCAAAGCCUUUGAUGAAACAAAACUUGGUGUGAAAGGGCUCUUAGAUUCUGGUGUGACAAAGAUCCCACGCAUGUUCCAUUCUACCACGUUGGAAGGUUACACUGAGACAUCACAAAGUGGCUCAAAUUUGAGUAUUCCCAUCAUAGACCUCAAAGACAUACACACAAACUCAACCCUUCAUGUUGAAGUACUAAACAAUAUUCGAAGUGCAUGCAAGGAGUGGGGUUUUUUCCAAGUGGUCAAUCAUGGUAUUCCUGUUGAGGUUUUGGAUGAGAUGAUUUGUGGAAUUCGUAGGUUUCAUGAACAAGAUGCUGAGGUAAGGAAAAGCUUUUACUCAAGGGAUUUGAAUAAGAAAGUUAGAUAUUUCUCCAAUGGUAGCCUUUUCAGAGACCCCUAUGCUAAUUGGAGGGACUCAAUUUCAUUUUUUGUAAACCCUGAUCCUCCUACUCCAGAAGAAAUACCAGAAGUGUGCAGAGACAUAGUGGUUGAAUAUAUAAAGAAAGUAAGAGCCUUGGGCAUUACAAUCUUUGAGCUAUUCUCAGAGGCUCUUGGCCUUGAUCCUUCUCACCUUAAGGAAAUGGACUCUGCUAAUGGACUAUUUCUUUUGUGUCACUACUACCCUCCAUGCCCUGAACCUGAAUUAACUGUAGGCACUCCAAGCCAUACUGAUACUAGCUUCAUGACAAUUCUUCUGCAAGACCAAACAGGUGGUCUUCAAGUUCUUCACGAGAAUCAAUGGGUUAAUGUUCGUCCAGUGCAUGGAUCUCUUGUUGUAAACAUUGGGGAUCUUCUUCAACUUAUGACAAAUGACAUGUUUGUGAGUGUCUAUCAUCGGGUCUUAUCAAGGUAUGUGGGCACCAGAAUUUCAGCAGCAACCUUCUUUGUCAACUCAUCACCACAGGGUGCAUCAAAUGUUGUUGGUCCAAUAAAGGAAUUGUUAUCAGAAGAAAACCCACCAAUCUAUAGGGACACUACUAUGAAAGAUGUCAUGGCACAUUAUUUUGAAAAGGGCCUUGAUGGGAACUCUUCCUUGCACGCUUUUAGGUUGUGAUUCAAAUAUUUAGAAUAAGAUUGGAGCACUCUUGAAUCUUUUGGAGUCAACUUUAGUGUACAUUUUGUCACGGUUAACUUGUGCCUUUGACUAUGAUUUUCAGUAUCUUUUGAAUUUUAAAUAAACAGCAUCAAGUUCUAGGAACAGAACAAGGUUAAGGCACCCAUAAUUAUUUGUACUACCCAAGAGCAAAUCUUCUGGUUUGUGUAUUAUGAUAAUAAAAUACAGACUCGAGCAAAUUU
Messenger RNA from Abrus precatorius (Indian licorice), 1446 nucleotides. Its product is annotated as 1-aminocyclopropane-1-carboxylate oxidase homolog 1-like. Lineage: Eukaryota; Viridiplantae; Streptophyta; Magnoliopsida; Fabales; Fabaceae. The record is from RefSeq and is a predicted model, not a curated record. The transcript is spliced from 3 exons. Bases 80 to 1204 code for a protein of 374 amino acids.